This is a messenger RNA of Caenorhabditis auriculariae, 2070 nucleotides long. The record is from the annotation of a GenBank genome assembly. Lineage: Eukaryota; Metazoa; Nematoda; Chromadorea; Rhabditida; Rhabditidae.
AUGGUCAGGCUUGUGCGAGGGCCGGCCCGUCAACCUCUCGGCCCCCCGGUCACUUCCCAAGCCCGGCCCGGCCUUAGAAGGGCUUCAAGCGAAAAUGGCCGGCCCAAAAAAAGCUCAAAUUUCUUUCAUUUUGAACUUUCGCGAGAAACUAUGACUUAACAAGUAAAAAAAUAAUAUUUCGGCGAAAUUUUUAAAAAUGAAAUUCAAGAUUUUUUUUUCAAAGCCCGGCCUGGCCCGAGCCUGCGCAGGCUUUUUCAAAAAAUUGAGGUCCAAAGCCCGGCCUGACGCACAAGCCUGCUUAGGGCAUUUUCAUCGGACAAAACGAAAAUUGCUUCGAAACGCAAGAAAAUUGCUCCAAAACAUUGUUUUAGAGCAACUUUGGCGCCGAUGAGCCCGAUUUUUCGUUUUGCAGCAUGUUCCGUUUCUCCGAUGAUCACGCCAUAAAAAAUUACACUUCACCCAAUAUAUAUUGGUAACUUCACCCUGGACUAGUCCACAAUAUUGGGUGAAGUUUGACUAUAGUUCGACUAUAUCGCAGCAAGAGUAACGCGUUAACGCUAUACCGCGGGGGAGCCGCGAGUAAUAUCGCUUGCCUCUCGCUGCGACCUUGCAACGUCUUGCGCUAUAUCGCUCUGAAAAAUUCUCAUAUCAUCAAUUCUAAGUUGUCUCUCCUAACGGGUAUUCUGAAUUUCGCAGCAUCAUUUUGAACACCGCAUAAAACCUGAAAAAAGUUACUUGUUGAAGGUUUCGUUCAGCACUUGGCCGAUGUCGGGAUACCACGCAACUUUGGCAAGCAAUAUUUUAAAAUGGAAGGUUGGUCAAACAAAACGUUUCAAAUUCUCUGUUUGACUCGAUUUCAGAACUAAUAGACGAACUCAAUCUCGGAAAGCGGUCUGCCUUAGAACUUUCCGGUCAGUUCAAGCCGGCUAAAAAAGUCAGUUCAUUUUUCGUUGUUCGAAAAAUUUCUAAACAGUUUUCAUUAUGCUAUAUUCAAAGUAGUUUUGGCAAUUUCAAAAUUGACGCGUUAUUCGUUUAAAAUGAUUUUGGAAAUAGGCAAGAUGGGUUCCAGGAAGGUGCAGAAAAAAUUAGUACCAUAACGAUAUAUCGUUAAAUAUGUGUUUUUAAGGUGAGUCUAACGGCGAAUUUGGUUUUUUUUGUAGAAAUUGCCCACUCUUGCUGCUCGUCCACAAUAUUGUGUGUGUUCCGUUUCUCCGAUCUCAGGCUCGCGCGGAGGUACGGAUUGUUUUUUCGUAUUUUUCUCUGAAAAACGGCUUUGAAAUAUAUUUUUUAAAUUUUUUAAUGCUACCUAGUGCCCCUGCUGCGUUUCAAAAAUUUUCAAAGCACUUUCGAACACAUUGCCAUGGGAAAUUUUUGUAUUUCAAAUGUUUGUGCGUUCUAAUUGUUAAAUAGUCUGUGUGCCACGACUUGGAAUUUCACCGUACGACAUUCCGCUCUUCCGCUGCGUCUUUGCGAGCCUCGGUCUCGCUUUAAAUUGGUUCUCAUUUCUGAUAGAUGGACUGUUCCACUAGGAACACGUGAUGGUUGAGCUUUUAAAUAAAAUGAAAACUUAAAAAGCGGCCGACCACGCAGCGGAACAGUGGAAUGUCGUUCGGGGAAAUUCCAAGGCGUGGUAUACAGACUAUAAAUUAGAGCAAAGCAAAGAUAAGAGAUAAAAAAAGACAAGAGAAAUAUCAAAUUUAUAAUUUUUUUUAAAUUUAGUUAUAAAGAUAAAAAAAUAGAAAAAGACACCCUACGCGUGCGCGCUCGCUCACUUUUGGCAAGAGACCCGCGCCGUCAGUGCCUGAAAUGAACACGCCACAGACAUGCACUGAAAACAAAUUUUCGACUCAUUAAAGGCGCAUUCUGAGGUGAAAAACUUUUCCUGUUCCGUGCAAGACCUGUGGUUUUAAUUAAAUAAUACGUUUGUGAUGCCAUGCUCACCAGAGUGAUUCCGCGAAUAAGUCGUAGAGAAAGAAAAAUAUAACUAAAUUUUGGAGAAUCAGAGACCAUUUAGCAUUUUCUGGAAAUUACUCUUACACGGCAUUCGGUUCAGAUGAUCACUAUGGAUAA